Molecule: messenger RNA, 4899 nt
Organism: Sorex fumeus (smoky shrew)
Lineage: Eukaryota; Metazoa; Chordata; Mammalia; Eulipotyphla; Soricidae
Gene: JAKMIP2
Product: janus kinase and microtubule interacting protein 2
Exons: 22
Coding region: 446-2908 (820 amino acids)
Molecular function (GO): microtubule binding; kinase binding
Source: RefSeq, a predicted model, not a curated record
AGGAGGUGUCUGCUGCAAGUUCCUGGCUGCUUGCAAGCUCACCCCAUCCUCCGAGAGGGAGGAGGCCGAGUGGUGAUGCUGCUGCUUCUGUCGCCUCUUCUGCUGCUACUCUAGCGGGGCUGGAAGGGUGGUUCCUAUUCGCACCGUCGCCGACCGGAGAGGGAGUGGAGGAAAAAAAUCCUAGCCGCAGCAGCUGCUGAUGUUGGAUUUCGAGGCUGCAUCCGACUCGGUCGCAAAGAAAAUGGAUUCAGUUUGCACCUCUCCCUCCUUUCAACAGCUUCGCCGGGUCUCCGCAGGGGCUUCCAAGGCAGCAGCUGAGGAGACCUUGUCAAAGAGCACCACGCAGUAGAUGCUGAAACACCGCACUCCGGGUUAAGAAGCAGUAACAUGGCAGCCCCUGUUUGAAAGGAAGUAAGAACCAACAGACUCCAUUUCGAAAGGAACAAUGUCCAAGAAAGGGCGAAAUAAGGGCGAGAAGCCCGAGGCGCUCGUUGUUGCCCUCCAAGCUGCCAAUGAAGACCUCAGGACAAAGCUCACAGACAUCCAGAUAGAGCUCCACCAAGAGAAGUCCAAGGUAUCUAAGCUGGAAAGAGAGAAGACACAGGAGACCAAGCGGAUCCGGGAGCUGGAGCAGCGCAAGCACACAGUCCUGGUGACGGAACUCAAAGCCAAGCUCCAUGAGGAGAAGAUGAAGGAGCUGCAGGCCGUGAGGGAGAAUCUCAUUAAACAGCACGAGCAGGAGAUGGCAAGGACGGUGAAGGUGCGGGACGGGGAGAUCCAGAGGCUCAAGUCAGCCAUGUGUGCUCUCCGGGAUGGCAGUAGUGACAAAGUAAGGACAGCGCUCACCAUUGAGGCCCGGGAGGAGGCCAGGAAACUGUUCGAUGCGGAGCGCCUUAAGCUCUUACAGGAAAUUUCGGACCUGAAAACUGCCAAGAAGCAGGUGGACGAGGCUCUGAGCAAUAUGAUCCAGGCAGAUAAAAUCAAGGCGGGGGACCUGCGGAGUGAGCAUCAGUCCCACCAGGAAGCCAUCUCGAAGAUCAAAUGGGAGUCGGAGCGGGAUAUCCGGAGGCUGAUGGAUGAAAUCAAAGCCAAGGACAGGAUCAUCUUUUCCCUGGAAAAGGAACUGGAGACCCAAACUGGCUAUGUACAGAAACUCCAGCUGCAGAAGGAGGCUUUGGAUGAACAACUCUUUCUGGUCAAGGAAGCCGAGUGUAAUAUGAGCAGUCCAAAACGAGAAAUUCCAGGCAGAGCAGGAGAUGGCUCUGAGCACUGCAGCAGUCCUGAUUUACGAAGAAAUCAAAAAAGGAUAGCCGAAUUGAAUGCCACUAUACGAAAAUUAGAAGACAGAAAUACUUUGCUUGGAGAUGAACGAAAUGAAUUGUUAAAACGCGUGCGGGAAACUGAAAAACAGUGUAAACCUCUUCUGGAAAGAAAUAAGUGCCUCGCCAAGAGAAACGAUGAACUGAUGGUAUCUUUACAGCGCAUGGAGGAGAAACUAAAAGCCGUCACGAAGGAGAAUUUAGAAAUGAGAGAAAAAAUAACAUCCCACCCACCCUUGAAGAAAUUAAAAUCUUUGAAUGACCUUGACCAAGCUAAUGAAGAACAAGAAACAGAGUUUCUAAAACUUCAGGUCAUUGAGCAACAGAACAUCAUUGAUGAACUCACGAGGGACCGAGAAAAGCUCAUCCGUAGGAGAAAGCAUAGAAGAAGUUCCAAACCAAUUAAGAGGCCUGUUUUGGACCCCUUUAUUGGAUAUGAUGAAGACUCCAUGGAUUCAGAGACAUCAUCCAUGGCCUCAUUUAGAACAGACCGAACACCAGCGACUCCUGAUGAUGAUUUGGAUGAAAGUUUAGCUGCUGAAGAAUCUGAGCUACGAUUUCGACAGUUAACUAAAGAAUACCAGGCCCUCCAAAGAGCAUAUGCCCUCCUGCAGGAGCAGACUGGAGGCAUCAUUGAUGCAGAAAGGGAAGCCAAGGCACAAGAACAACUCCAAGCUGAGGUGCUAAGAUAUAAAGCCAAAAUUGAAGAUCUGGAAGCAACCCUGGCUCAAAAGGGGCAGGAUUCACACUGGGUAGAAGAUAAGCAACUUUUCAUUAAGAGAAACCAGGAGCUUUUAGAAAAGAUAGAAAAACAGGAGGCAGAAAACCACCGAUUACAACAGGAACUACAAGAUGCCAGAGACCAGAAUGAGCUGCUGGAAUUUCGAAACCUAGAACUGGAAGAAAGAGAGAGACGAUCUCCUCCAUUUAAUCUACAAAUCCACCCAUUCUCAGAUGGUGUGAGUGCUCUACAAAUAUACUGUAUGAAAGAAGGUGUCAAGGAUGUAAAUAUUCCGGAUCUUAUAAAACAGCUUGAUAUCUUGGGUGAUAAUGGGAAUUUAAGGAAUGAAGAACAAGUGGCCAUAAUUCAGGCUAGUACUGUGCUGUCCCUGGCAGAAAAGUGGAUCCAGCAAAUUGAAGGAGCAGAGGCUGCCUUGCACCAGAAAAUGAUCGAACUGGAAAGUGAUAUGGAGCAGUUCUGCAAAAUAAAAGGCUACCUAGAAGAAGAACUAGACUACAGAAAACAGGCUCUCGAUCAAGCAUAUAUGAGAAUCCAGGAGCUAGAAGCUACUCUGUACAAUGCUCUGCAGCAAGAAACUGUUAUCAAGUUUGGUGAAUUACUAAGUGAAAAACAGCAAGAGGAGCUGCGAACAGCAGUAGAAAAGUUGCGGCGGCAGAUGCUGAGGAAGAGCAGGGAGUAUGACUGCCAGAUUCUGCAGGAGAGAAUGGAGCUCUUACAGCAGGCGCACCAGAGAAUUCGUGAUUUAGAAGAUAAAACAGAUAUACAGAAAAGACAGAUAAAAGACUUAGAAGAAAAGUUUCUGUUUCUAUUCUUGUUCUUCUCUCUUGCCUUUAUUCUAUGGCCUUGAUGUCAAGGUGCCUCUUAAAGAGUAAUCGAAAACAUGGAUAAGAUCCCAGAAAGACAAAUGCUUCUAAAACCUUCAAAGAUGGCAAAAAUGUUUACACCAGUAAGAGGGAGAUCAAAAGCUAAGAACUACUCUGUAGCCAGGACUACAACUGUGCAUUUUAAAGCCAUUCUUCAAGGUUUCUAACUUGACAGUUCCUACAUGACCCUGUUGAGAACUACAAUAUAUGCUGCAUUUAAUGAAACAUGUAUAUGUCAAACCAGAAGAAAAGAACUAUAAACAUAUUGUGUAAAGAAAAAAAUCAACAAUGGAACCAGUUUCAGCAGAUCAAGCAAAAACGUGUCUUGGGCAUGGAACCAAAGUUACAAAAACAUUCUACUCCUGCUGUGCAGGGGGGGUCAUUUUAAUGUAACACCACAUCCCAUGGAAAUACUAGUCCUGAAAUAAACAUCAUUUUAAAAAAAUCAAAACAAAGACAAGGGAGGGUGGGGAAUGAAGCACGAAUACCUAUGAGGAGCUAUUUACAAUAAAAUAUUUCAUUUGAAAAGUCUGGUUUCUUACUACAGGGAUUCGCUUUUCUGUCUCUAUUAUUGUUUUAAACUCAGGAACAGAGACAUCUGCAAUGUGAACAGGAAGAAAAGCAUUUUUUUCCCUGCUAAAGGUGGAGUUUGUGGAAUUCAGAUGACAGAGGAUCGCUAUGACCAACUAAACUGGCAACCAAGACAAAGAACACAGAAGAACGUAACAUAGAAAUAAAAGUGGAUUUGAUACUUCCUUGGCCUUCUAUCACAUCUGUGUUCCUCCACAAACAACAGACUAAUCUCAUUCAUAUUGAAAAUUAAGAAGAUUAUGCUCUAAAUCACAAACUCCCUGUCUUAGUUCUGUUUAGAAUGCCAACACCUAUAGGGGACACAGGCCAGAGAGCAUUUUAUGCAUCUUUUAAUUUCCAGAAUACUGGAUUUUCAAAUGGCUAUUUAAAAUUGCCUGCAAAUAAAUACAUUAUAUGAUAAAGGCAAUAAGUAAACUUCUGCCUAUACUUGAGUUUGCCACAGAGUUGUGAAUAUUAAAGUGUGAUUAUUUUUUUUAAAGUAUCCUGAUAUACCCAGAACAUUCUGACCUCUUGUAUACAUUUUUCCAGAGAGCUGACAGUAAAAGAUUUGCUCUACUUUUUUUAAUAUAUAUAUGAAUAACAUUGUGCUACCAAUGAGGUCAUUUUCUACCAGAGACAAUGAGAAGACUAGUACUUUUCCCAAGAUAGGUAAAAAUAGUCUUGGACUCAUAACUGAGUAAAUAAAUAUUCCUGAAAAGAUGACUUUACAGUUAAUUUACCAUAGGUAAGCAAAAGAAUCAAUUUUCCAAGUUAUCAAGGUUUAAUUUCUAUGGUUAGAAUGCCUAUGCGUAGAGUGUGUUGGAAACCAGAAACUUCCUUGGAAAUCCUUCUGAACAUGAGUUUGGUACCAUAUGCUUAGGUUUUAGCGCUGGUAAUUUUAAAGCCAGACCAACAAAUGAAGAAUGGUGGAAGCUAGAAUUCUGGGGCCCCACUUUUGUUCUUAAUUUUUGUUACACUUUCCAGGUAUCAUUGGCCAGUCACUUAACCUCUCUGUGCCUCAGUUUCCUCAUCUGCAAAAUGAGGUGGAAAUGCUUUUUCAUAAAGAUAUGGGGCUUUUCUUUUUGUUUUGGGUUUUUUUUUGUUUGCAAUCUCGGAACAAGAGGUGCUUCAAGUAGCACAAAGUGCUUUGUAAUGAUUAUGACUAUUAUAUUAUUUGACAUUCUUGUUUGUUGAGAAAAAGUCCCCUGUGUAAUAAAAUAAGUUGGGUUUGGUUAGGUUCAGUCUACACAUGGCAGCACUGAAGCUACCCCAUCAAACUACUUGGGACAUUACUAGCAAUAAAGAAUGAGAUAUACAGAGCUAAGAUCUGUAACAAUCUAGAGCAAAUAGAUCAUCUCAUGCUAUUAAACAAGAUAGAGAAGUGUGUUGUUUCCGUGAUAAGCAU